Messenger RNA from Musca domestica (house fly), 2014 nucleotides. Its product is annotated as clavesin-1. The coding region runs from base 395 to 1390 and encodes 331 amino acids. Gene Ontology annotation, cellular component: membrane. Gene Ontology annotation, molecular function: phosphatidylinositol bisphosphate binding. The transcript has 3 exons. Lineage: Eukaryota; Metazoa; Arthropoda; Insecta; Diptera; Muscidae. The record is from RefSeq and is a predicted model, not a curated record.
UGCCAUCCAUACCAACAACCAGACAUUUGAGGUGCUGCGAAGUGAAUUUUUGUUAAAUAUAUUUUCAAUGCCGCAACAUCGGUUAGUUUGGCCCGAAACCUCAACAAAUUAACAAGUGAAAUAACGCACAAGAAAAUAAUACGAAAAAAAAAACAAACCAAAAAUUAAAUUUAAUGUGGAAAUAAAGAAAAGCCAAACUAACAAAAGUUCAGUUUUUGAAAAAAAAGAACUCCCCUUGGAAAACUAAAUUCACAAAAAUACCGGGAGAAAAAAAAACAUAAUUAACACAUUGUGUGACACCAAUACACCAACAGCCAGCAAAAGAUUGCGUAAAAUUCCCCCUGAGGCCAUCUCUCAACCACUAAAAACCAAAAAAAAAAAAAACAACUUCAAAAUGUUGGAAACCGAAGUCAUGCAACAACACAACUUGUCUGGCCCCAAGGAUGGUGAGGAGUUUGAUCCCUAUGUCUGUAGUCUAAGUCCCGAAUUGAAAGCGGUGGCCAAAGAGGAACUACACGAAGACGACAACAUUCGCAAGCAGGCCUUGGCUCAGUUCCGUGAAUGGAUCGCCAAACAUCCACACAUUAAAAAAUGUCGCACCGAUACAAUUUUCCUUUUGCGCUUCUUGCGCACCAAGAAAUUCUCCGUGCCGGCGGCUUGUGAAAUGUUGGAACGUUAUUUGACCAUUCGCCAGCUGUUCCCCCAUUGGUUUAGCAAAUUGGAUAUUGAAGAUCCGGCUAUGAGUGAAAUUUUCGAUAAUGGUUAUUUGGUACCGCUGCCACAGCGUGAUGAACAUGGACGGCAAAUUAUAUUCUCAGUGGCGGCCAAAUUUGAUCCCUACAAGUAUACCUCGGUGCAAAUGGCACGUAUUCAUUCGCUAAUCUGUGAGGCCCUGCUGGACGAUGAAGAUUCCCAGGUGGCUGGCUAUGUUUAUGUCAACGAUGAGAGUGGCAUGAAUAUGGGUUUUGUGAGCCUAUGGUCUCUUACCGAUUUGAGAAGUAUUUUGAAAUGUAUUCAGAACUCGACACCUAUGCGUCACAAGGAAACCCAUUUCCUGAAUAUACCUCACUAUGCCAACAGAAUUAUUGAGUUGGCAGUAUCGAUGUUGAGCGAUAAGCUGAAAAAGAGAAUUAUUGUCCACAAAAGCAUUGAUGCCUUGAAGAGCAAAAUAGAUCCCUCAAUCUUACCCAAAGAAUAUGGCGGCACCGUACCCAUGGCCGAUAUGAUCAAGGAAUUCAAGGUGAAGCUGCAACAAAAACGUGCUGCCAUUUUGGCUUUGGAUGACAUGCAAAUCGAAAUCACAAAAGAUGCUGCCAGUUUUGCCGGCAAUGAUGUGGGAGAAAUUGAUUCAGGCGUUGUGGGCAGUUUUAGAAAACUAGAGGUCGAUUAAACGAUGCCAGCAUCCCAACACAGGCUUCCAAUCUCAGUAACAAAUCGCAACAAUCCUUAAAUGUGUUUUUAAUUUUAUAAAAAUAUCUUCAUUAUUAUUAUGAUAAUUAUUAUUGUUAAUAGUAUUAAGUUUUUAUCUCAUUUAUGUAUGUAUUUUAUGUGUGUUUGAUUUAAUUAUGUACACUCAAGUAAAUUGGAGAUGAUUGAAAAAAAGAGAAAUUUGUGAUAAGUAAAAUCUCUCACUAACCUCGUCACAUUGAUUUGUCCAUUAUUCUCUCCAUCCAAGCCCAGAAAACUAACAUCCAUUCGAAUGAUAUUUAAAAUAUUUUAUAUAUUUGCUUUUCAUAAUUUAUGAAACAUAAUUUGUAAGCAAAUCUUUUGUUGUUCUAUAUUAUGUUUUUAUUAUUUUUUUUUAUUUUAUUAUUAUUUUUUAAUUUUUUAUUUUCGGCCAACAACAACAAACGAGAUCGAAAAUUUCCGAAAACAAAAAAAUAUAUAUUUUUUUGUUUUAUUUAUUCUUACUUUUAUAUUUUAUUUUCAAGUUUACUUGUCUUGUCGUUUUAAUGUAGUAUAAUAAUUUAAUAGUAAUUAAUAAAUAUUAAAAUAAAUGUUUUAAAAAAUAAAA